Messenger RNA from Momordica charantia (bitter melon), 1603 nucleotides. Its product is annotated as MAR-binding filament-like protein. The record is from RefSeq and is a predicted model, not a curated record. NCBI's taxonomy places the organism in Eukaryota, Viridiplantae, Streptophyta, Magnoliopsida, Cucurbitales, Cucurbitaceae.
GAGGCAGUUUGUGUGGCAGUCGUACGCUACUUCAUCGUCGUUGAUCUGAUCUCUCUCUUAAUUGUGGUUGAAUUUCAAUGGCGUACAGGCAGCAGCAGCCAUUGUGAAGAGCGAAAGAGAGAGAGAAGUGGUUGAAGCUGUGGCUCUAAUUGUCUAUGGCUACCUUCUCCUCUUCUCUCUCGCUGCCUCUGCAACUCCGACCCUCAUCCCGCUCUUCUUCCAAAUCCCUCCCGCCUUCGCUUUCCUUUCCUCUUUCUGCUUCCGCCAAAUUCACCUCCAGAUUCUCAGCCCUUACUGUCUCCUCCUCCUUGGGCUCCGCUCCUGAUGAAUUUCAUCAUGUCCACCCCUCUUUUUCUUCCAAGAAAUCAGUUCUCUCAUCUUUGAUACAAGAGAUAGAGCCGUUAGAUGUAAGCAUAAUUCAAAAAGAUGUUCCACCCACCACUGUGGAUGCUAUGAAAAGGACUAUCUCGGGCAUGCUAGGCUUACUUCCAUCUGACCAGUUUCAAGUUUUAGUUGAGGCGUUAUGGGAACCAGUUUCUAAGUUGUUAGUUUCUUCAAUAAUGACUGGGUACACAUUGCGUAAUGCUGAAUAUAGACUCUGCCUUGAAAUGAAUCUUGACUUUGAUGAUGGAAAUAAUGACAAACAAACAGAUGAUAAUUGUAAAAUUGAUCUACAUGAAAUGUUGCUCGACAGUGCAAAUUUAGCGAACCUUUCAGAUGAAAAUGAGUUUUCUUCAAAAUUCGAGGAAUCUUUGAAAGAACCAUCUGGAAACAUUAACAUCCAAGGCAUUGGUGAAACUUCUCCUGAAGUUCAACAGCACAUUCGUCAUUUACAGUUUCAGUUAUCUUCAAUUAAAAAGGAACUCCAUGAGGUCAAGAGGAAAAGUGCAGCUCUUCAGAUGCAACAGUUUGUUGGUGAGGAGAAGAAUGAUCUGUUGGACUAUCUGAGGUCGCUACAGCCAGAAAAGGUGGCUGAGCUGUCUGAACCUACAUCCCCUGAUCUAAAAGAAGCCAUCCAUUCUGUUGUCCAUGGACUUCUUGCAACCCUUUCUCUGAAAAUCCAUUCCAAAGUUCCUUCUCAAUCAGAAAAUAUUGGAACCGGAAUGACAAACGUUGGUAAUGAAGAUUGUGCCGAACUUGUUGAGAAUACUUCACUCAAUUUCCAGCCCCAUUUAACAUUAACACGAGACUAUCUGGCUCGUCUACUUUUCUGGUGCAUGCUGCUGGGGCACUACCUGAGAGGCCUGGAAUACAGAAUGGAGCUGAUGAAUCUUCUCUCCCUUUCAAGCAAUGUUGAAAAUGCAGCAUGAUAAUUCAAAAUGUUGAGGGUGACACAGUUUCAAUGGAGGUUUCAUGUUUUCUGGAAGUAUAUAUACACAGCUUCAGUGGUUGGCUUUCAACUUUCAAGUAAAGGUGAUUAUUCUUUUUCCCUUUUUUGGUUUUAUUUUCCUAGUGAAGAUAGAAAUUAGUUUUCCUUUUCUAGAGUUUUGGUUAUUUUUCUGAGGACAAAUACUGUGGUCAACUAUUGUGGUUCUAUAGUUAGUAACUUAGUAGUGACUCCAUAGAUAAAUUCUAAUUAAUAAAGGUUUCUAUUUUAAUCUCA